This is a messenger RNA of Symbiodinium sp. CCMP2592, 5844 nucleotides long. NCBI's taxonomy places the organism in Eukaryota, Dinophyceae, Suessiales, Symbiodiniaceae. The record is from the annotation of a GenBank genome assembly.
AUGGCCCAGGUGGUGCAGCAGGGAGAGACCGCUCUCCGAGAGGGAGGUCUGGUUCAGUGCCACGAGUGCGUGCGAGAAGUGCCUUUAGCCUCUGCGGGCCAGACUCCGACAGCACAGGCUGCGCACCAGACGCAGUACUUCAGUUUGGGAACGCCACCACAACAGCCUCCUGCGCCAACUGACCUGGCAGUGCUUGGUGUCCAGAACGCCAGCCAGACAAGUGCCAGUGCAGCUGCGACCGCCAACGCCACUGUGACGACAGGCGCUGCGGAGAGUUCGGGGAGCGCUGCAGCUGCCAAGGCUGCGCCGAAGGCGCCGAGCAACCAGCCCACUACGAAGGGCGACGUUGGGAAGGGAACAGAGAAGGGCGUCAGAACGUUCCUUGAGGGAGCAUACUUUGCGAUGCCCAUGGUCGCACCUUCCUUCGUUGAGUCGGGAGAGAAGAUCUAUUGGCUUCUCGACUCUGGGAGCUCGUACCAUGUGGUUUCCCAGGCGACGCUUGAGAGUGGACACGUCAAGGUUUUGUCGAGAAAGAAGCGACCGAAGACUGUGUGCCAGACUGCCACUGGCGACCUGGUGGAAGUGGGAAGCGACACCCACGCGACGAUCGAGGUGAAUUUUCUCACCACUCGACACUUUGAGCAGCGAGGAGGAGUUCUGAGCACCUUUGCGUGCACCUGUCGUCUAGAAGCGGAGGUGACGCUGCUUCCAGCAGUGUUCGGCGACUGCACAUGGCUUCAGAGUGUGAUGGCUGAUUCUUCCGCGACUCUGUUGGGCGUAGGAGUCGUCUUGCGUCAGCUGAGUGCAGUUGGAGUGCAGUUGGUAGGUCAAUCGUCUUGCGGCAGCCCUGGAGUGCAGUUGGCCAGUGCGAAGAAGGGCUGGACAGGCCGGGCGGAAGCAAUGGAGAUAUCCUCCGACGAGGAGGCCCUGAGCCACAGCAACCGCAACUACUGCGAGUACUGCAUGGUCUGCGGGAACCGCCCUGGUUUGAGGCUUCUACCGGACAGGCUUUCCGAUCCCGAAAGGAUCGAUAUGAUGAUCCAACUUCGUAUGCCGGACUUGGCCGAGCCCGAGAUCAAGAAGGCGGGUGCCUCAACUUUGCCGCCAGAGGACAACUCGGAAGCCACAGCCAAAUCCAGCAAUGCACUUCCGGGAAUCUGGGCGGAACCAUCAGAGCCUCCGACGCCGUGUGCUUCCAACAGAGCCAGAGACACGACGGGUGAAGGCCAGGGGGCGGCCUUGGCCAGACACUCUGGGGGUCCAGCAGCGCUCGACCCAACAACUGGAGGGAGCGCGGGCAUUGACUCCACUGAGCGAGGGAGUGGCAGCUCAGGCCGUGUUCACCUCACCUGUCAAGACACCACCAGGGUGGACGCCUCCGAAUUCGCCUACGGACUCGGAGAACUGGGGUGGCUGGAAGCCAGCUCAGGCUGGCCGCGGGGAUCUGCAGCCAAAGACACCACCCAAGUCGGUGGAUCCGAAGGGGCUCGGGUCUAUGAUGCCCAAGACGCCGCCCAAGACGGCGCCAUUGGAGGCACCUGCGGAGGAGGACACCGAGAUGGCCGAGGACACAGGGAUGGAGCAAGAAGCGCCAUCGCCACCCAAUGUGUCGCCGAGUGUGCCGCCUCCGGCACCUCCGCCACCACCGGUUUCGGCUCCACCAACAUAUUCGUGGGUGCCGCGCAGCUACCCACCUCCGGGUGCAGUGCUGAGUUCGCCCAGCGGCGAGAGCUUACACACGAGGAUGAGGCUCGGGAUCUGUACGGAGGCAGAAGCAGACUCCUGGAGGAUUGCAGCGGAGAUGGCCACAGAAUCUCGGCGAGUGCGUCCGCGCACCGCAUUGCCGAUCCCGCCUCCUGCUCCUACCGUGAGCCGGCCUACUUCAAGCCCAACGGGGAGUGUUCUGGGGCCACCACUGGCACCACCGCCGGCACCUCCAUCGGGAAUGUGGGUUAUCAACCCGCCGCCACUUCCGCCAAGGAGAUCUUCUCGCAGCCCGACCCCGUAAUCGUCUCACAGCUUUCGAAGCCCGACGCCAUGAAUAAUGGCCUUUUUGCUUUGCCAACGCACCAGCAUGCAUGGAAACAUUCUAGAGUGCACGCUUCGUGUGAGUUCUGCGGUCAGCCAUGCUCAGUUUUCAGUUCCGCUGCUGUUGUUGCCCCGUUGCAGGAAGAGGACCCCCUCAACCAGAAGAAUCACAACAAGGAGCCCAAUACGCAAGCAGAGGGUCCGGCCGGUUUGGGUUUAGCAGCAGGGCAGGGAGAGCUGAUCAUAUCACAAGAUCCGGAGACACGCCGUGAGCUGCACAAGCGCCUGUCACAUGUCUCUCAGGGUCACGUGCCAUACUGGGCGAGCUGUGAAGCUUGCAACAGAAGCCGAGGGCUGACGCCAGCCCGCAUGCGAAGUGACAGACCCGAUAAAGAGUAUCAGGUAGAUCAGUUCAUGUAUCGCUCAAGGUGCUUUAUUAACUUUAUUAUUCUAGUGCAUGUGCUUGCUUUUGCGAUUGGAGUGACGUUCCGACCAGAAGGGAUGAGUGGACGCGAAUCAGCCGGGCAUCUCGAGCCGUGGCUAGCUCACUUUGGGUUAGGCCAGAGCGCUGCUCCUAAGCCCUCCUUCUACUCAGAUCCGGAACCGCUGACCAUCAGCAUUGCACAGGCCCUAGCGGAACGGUAUGAGGGACACAGUGAAAGUUUUGCUCCGGAGCGCCACGCUCCCGUUGCUGAACGAGCAGUGCGAACCUUGAAAGGGAUUGUGUCUUCUCACGAAUUACAACUCCGUGAAAAUGGUGUUGUCCUCGGAGAUGAUCCGGGUACUUUAGAGUUUCUUUUUAGAUACGCGGCACACGUGCACAAUCGAUUUGCAGUGUCGGUCGGGAACACCAUGUCUCCUUUGCAGAAGCUGCGGGGCCACGACCACAAGCCCCAGUUGACCUAUCCCUUCGGGGCUGUCGUUUUCGCAAAGGUCAGCCGUUCUAGCAAAGAGGAGGUUGAUACCAAGUAUGCCCGCGGGGUGUACCUGGGUCCUGUGCUUGGUUCUACCGGGCACCAGGUGCGUAUCCGGCUGGAUUCUGGAGAAACCAAGUUGAUUGUUGCGCCGGGUCUGAAGUUGCUCUACCCUCUUCGAUACGAUGCUUCGUUGCUUGACGGUGCCAGACCUCUGGAAGGCUUUGUGCCACCUUUGGAUGAGGAGCGCUUUCGCGAGCUCCACCUUCCCUACGUGCCGGGAGGGGGACCCUCCAAAGAAUGGAUCCGCGAGCACGGUGGCACCCCUAAGUGCCCCGGAUGCUCCGAAGAGGCCACGUCCUCUCGCCAUUCAAUAAAGUGCGUCCGGCGCUACCAGCGGUGGCUCCGAGAUGCUGUGGACAACGCUCUUGAAGAGCUUGGUCGGGACCCUCCGCCCGCUCAAGGCCCACCGGCCAAGCGGGUUCGCUUCGGUGAUUCGGAAGUUCGUGAGUUUCCGGCGCCCUCGGCGCCCUCAGAGCAAGAAGUAGAAGUACCACAGAUCAGUGCGGAGGCCAACGACCAUCUUAGUGACUACGAGCCCUCGUUGCCCUCCGAGGACGAGGGAGAAGAUGAUCUGAUGGGUGUCGCCGAGGCACCGAAGGAUGAUCGCCCCGCGAUUCGGUUAUUGGAGGAAAUGUGGGCUUGCGGCUGCGUCCGCUACGUUCCCACUCCCUUGACCGCGUGUGAUGUGUAUGAUUUGCAAGCGUUUUGCUCGUUGCUUGUCGACGGCCGCUCCUCUUGCGAUAAGUUGCCGUACUCUUGCCUUGCGUUGCUUGAGCAUGAGCGUGUGGAGCAUGACGUUGGUCGGCCUCGGAGUUCCUACGACGACGUCGAUGGAAUUCAGCUAGACAACAAAGAGAGCUGGGAAGGAGUGAAGACUGAGGUCAAGGCCGUCGACUCUUUGCAAGUCGGCCUCCUUCGUUCCAGGUCUGAAGUUGAUCGCUACCAGGAAGAGAACCCAGGGUGCCGCCCCACGCUCUUUAGUGGAUGGGUUCAGCUCGGAAAGAAGUGGACGUAUAUCAUCGCCCUAGCUUAUGUGGAUGAUUUAUUGAUCGUCUCCGACAGCCAAGAGGGGGUUGAGUUUAUCCACAAGUCCCUGAGUGCGGUUCUAAAGGUAAAGGUCACCGGAAGGCUCCAUGAAGAUGGCCAACUUGAGUUUUUAGGACGGCUUAUCAAGCUAGAUGGGAACAACAUCACCCUUGGGGUGAAACCUGAGUACGUGCGUUCAGUCUUCUCUGCCUUUGGGUGGACCGAGAAGGACCUGGCUAAGGUCAAACCUGUGGCCGCAACCCCCGACAUUAGGGCUCUAUAUGAUGCUGAGGACCCUGAAUCCCCAUCGCCCUCUUUGUCUCCAGAAGCCGCGGGUAGGUUCAGGUCUUGCCUUGGGAAGAUUGGUUGGUUGACCCAGACGCGCACCGACAUCACAUAUUUCCACUCUAUGCUUUCGAGAGGGCAAGCUGCACCAAGGAUGGUGCACGAGGAUGCGCUAAGGAAAUUUCUUCGGUGGUUGGUCGGUUGUCCGUUGCUUGAUCAGGUUUUUCCCGCCUGGAGCGGGGAAACUUUGGAAGAAGAGGGUGCCACUUUGGUGACGUUCUGUGAUAGCAACUGGGGCAGUGAAAGUAGCACCGGGAGGAAGAGUACUAGCGGUGGGGUUAUCUACGUAGUGGCCGGUUCCCUGUGGUAUUGCGUAAAGGGCUACAGUAGGCUACAAACCGUAGUUGCCUUAUCCUCUGCCGAAGCCGAACUCUUUGCCAUUGCCGAGGCCGCUAAGGAAAUUGCCGGUUUAGGUCAGCUGGCUUCUCACAUUUGGGGCGAGAUCGCCAAGCCCCUCGCUAUCUACACCGACAGCGCAUCUGCUCGCCAGAUUGCCGGGAUGGAGGGGUUCCUUCGGAGGAUGCGACAUGUAGACAUCAGACUUUGUUUUAUUCAGGAUAGGGUGCAUCAGAACGAGUUGGUGAUUAACGGGGUUGCCGGAGAAGAGAACGUCAGUGAUCUCCUCACCAAGAACCUCAACAGGCCCCAGACCUUGAAACACACAACGACCUUAGGAUUGGAAGACGUCCACCAGGUUGACCUUUGUGCUGUGCCGGUGGUUCGCUCGUGUGUGUUCCUUACAGGGCUGUUGAAUUCAAUCUUUGACAACACAGAACUUGAGUGGGAAAGGUUCUUGGGCCUCUGUGAGCUCCCAACCUCGUACGGAACCCUGUUCAUUGAGUUUUGUACCGAUCCGCAAUCUAGCUUUGUGACCACGGGGUGUGACUACUCUGUCUUUGUUCUGCCGGUGACUGUGGAAGUAGAUGGGACUUCACCUGAGACCGUGGAGCGGCUCAUGUCAGCCAUGGAUGUUGCCAGGAGCUGGGGAAUGAAGGUUGUUCUUUGGAGCAGCACGCCUUGUACCGGGGGUAGCCCUUGGCAAAGAAAGCACUUGCACCACAACCCCCAACACCAAGAGCACUUGCAGGCCCUGUUCACAGUGCACAGAAAGCUUUGGAAGUCGUGGUUGAAACUGAACACCCACCGACAAGUGAGUGUCUGGGUGAUGGAGUGGCCACAAAGAUGCAGCUAUUGGGGCUGGCAGUCUACGAAGAGCUUCCUGCGGAGCAGAAGCCACCACGAAGGGCUUGUGCAUGGGUGCAUGGCAGGCAUGGUAGGUCAAGAUAAUCUUUUGGUGAAGAAAACAUGGAAGCUUGUUUCUAACGAUGCGGAUUUUAUUCAACACAUGUCUCGAAACUUUGCAUGUGAUGGUAGCCACGAUCAUUCACAAACGUUUGACCUUAAAGCUACACAACACUAUCCGAGAGCCUUCGCAGAGACUGCUUUGGCCACGCUACGGCUCGGAUGA